This is a messenger RNA of Capsaspora owczarzaki ATCC 30864, 1105 nucleotides long. RefSeq lists its product as hypothetical. Lineage: Eukaryota; Filasterea; Ministeriida; Capsasporidae. The transcript has a single exon. The record is from RefSeq and is a predicted model, not a curated record. Bases 343 to 1074 code for a protein of 243 amino acids.
UGAUCAACGUCAAAAUCCAGCAAUCAACUGACUUCCACGCUCUCCCUCGCUCCAGUUCGCUCCAAUCCACUGUGGGGGCUUGCCCUAUUUCUGUGCUAUACAAAAUCAGCUGAGUUUCAAUCGCCUUGUUCGUUUUCUGAGUCGCCUCGCCUCAGUCCUCUCUCUCUCUCUCUCUCUCUCUCUCUCGCCUUCAGCCACUCUUCCUGUCCAUUCCACUGCAAGCUCGCCUUCCCCUUCCCUGCUGUGAGCCCGUUUACGUUUCUUCACUUGGAGCACAAAGCCACUUCAACCAGCCCGCCAGUACUUGACCUGCCACAACUCACCACUCACCACUCACUUGUGAUGGCCCAGCCGAGACAGCCGAGCUCGAUCGCACCCGAACGGCUCUCGUCGACAGAGUCGAGCACGUUCACGUCGUCGGCCUCGUCGCCAGCGCCAAUGCAGCACGACACGACGACGACGAGCGCUGCGCUGGCUUCGGCCGCACGACGGACUGGAUCGACGCCAUCCCCUCUCCAUCGCUCAUCAGAGCCAGGUCCAAGACAGCCACAUCAGCUGCAGCCACAGCAGCAGCAGCCAGCAGGCGCAGGGCUGCGAUCGCCAGCAGCAGCGCGACCGCCGCUCUCAGCUGCCCAGCGUGCACCGCAGGCAAGACGGAAAGCCACUGGCGACUCGUCCUCGUCUUCUGAUGAUGACGAUGCUCAUCGGUACAAUUAUCAAGCUGGCAAUGACGAUGCUGCUGCUGCUGCUGCUGCUGCUGCUGCUGGAGCGCCGGUGAUGUCGUCUACUGCGGCGGCGUUUGCAGCGGCUGUUGCUGCAGCCACUGGCGACGCAAGUACAGGGACAUAUGUUAACACUGGUGCUGAGCGAUGGCGACAGCAACGUGCAGAAUGGCUCAAAACCCCAGUCUCUGCGGCGCGACUGCAAGAGCUGCGUCUUUCCAACGCCGAUCUCGACGACUUGUGGGAUGAUUUGCCUGGCUUCGUCGUGCAAGGCACCCUCCGCAAGCCGGUUCUUCUUGAUGAGCUUGUCGAUGUAUUGAGCGAGUUGUGGGAAGAGGCUGGAUUAAUGUGACACUGUUCAGUGGAUCUGAAUGAAAAGGCUG